AUGUCGGUUCCUUAUAUGCCAACGACGGAACGCGAGGCUGGAGAUUUGAGUGAAGAAGGCUGCCUGGGCGCGCAAAUCAAGGUCCUCCUCCUGUCGUUGAGGUGUUCUCUCUUGCGAACUGUCGAGCUGCUUCAAGACGGGGUGGCGAGAAGUAGAGGACUGAAGCUCUCUCUCUAUCAGCCAAACGAGGGCGCAGAUAGGUAUAAGUCAAUGAGUGGUCUCGACUGCCAGAUUCUCUGUGUCGAUUGUCUCUGUUCCCGUUUUUUCUCUUAUUAUAUCGUCGUCGUAGUAAAAAAGAAAAACGACGUCUUCUUCUCCUUUGACAUUAACAAGGAAGAUCGCAAGUCUGCUUAUGUAAUGACGACCUUUAGAUCCCAACGAGAAAGACGAAGAAGAGAAAGACAUGAAGAAGGCUCGGAGAAGCCAACAGCCAACAGAUCUUCUUUCUCUCUCUCUCCACAGCUGGACCCUUUCGAGGUGGAAGGCCUGAGUCCCAUGUAA
Microsporum canis CBS 113480 is the source of this 501-nucleotide messenger RNA. RefSeq lists its product as uncharacterized. The record is from RefSeq and is a predicted model, not a curated record. Bases 1 to 501 code for a protein of 166 amino acids. NCBI's taxonomy places the organism in Eukaryota, Fungi, Ascomycota, Eurotiomycetes, Onygenales, Arthrodermataceae. The transcript has a single exon.